CUUCACAACCAUCAGGCCUCUUUUGGAGCAGAGCGAUGGGCUUCUUCAACUUCCUUUACCAGGCUCGUGAAGCCAAACAGGAAUAUAAGCCGCAGCGUACCAUAGAUCUAACGACACUCUACCCUCCUCGCGACCUCACCAUGAGCCUCUCCACGAACCAAGUCCGGGUGCCUCUCGAGCUUGUUAUGAACGUCCUCGACUCAGCCUACUAUGACGAUGAGCCCGAGUCCAAUGUCCAGCUCUUCACCAACUGCGCCUUGGUCUGCAAGGACUGGUCUGCCAUUGCCCAGAAGCUCCUCUUCCGCCGUGUCACGCUGCGUAGUCAGACGGACUACAUCGCGUUCCAGCAGGCAGUUGACCGUUCGACCGCCCGCGGCCGCAUGCUCGGAGACGCUGUUCGGUCUAUGCGUGUGACGUUGGACCACAACCAGCCGUACUAUCUCAGUCAGCGGUCCUUUGCGCGUGCCGUCACGCUCUGCCCCAACAUGCAAGAUCUCCGUCUCGCUAUGUACGGCCAGGGUUCUCCGGGCCACGAUGUUGUCGGCGCACCCGAUGUCAACCGCAUGAAGCGUGCAGCUCCUUCAUUUGACGAGCGGACACUCGCGCUCCUUCGUACAGGCCCCUCGAUCGCGUCCCUACAGUUCAGCAACUGGUCGGACAACUCGUCGACAUUGUUCCAGCUCCUCGACGUUUGGCCGGCGCUGAAGUCGCUUGCCAUCAGCGGCGUGCCACCACAGCUGCCCAACGAGGCUCCUCAGCCGUUCCCGUGCGCGCUCGAUAGUCUCCGUAUGAACUUCCAGACGCCGCCUUGCAUCGACUUCAUGAGAUGGCUUCUGCACAAUUCCACCGACAGCCUGCGUACCCUUGAGCUCGAGCGCGAACCCACGCCUGACAUGCUCAAGUACCUCUUGGCCCAUCAUGCAGGUGCAUUGCAGUCCCUCGCGAUGCCGACCUGUGGCGGGCAUGAGGGCACUGCCGCCAUUCGGCAGUGUCGUGCCCUGCGCGAGCUUCGAAUCGAGAGCCCGUGGACGCCACCAACGCUCUGCAAGGCGCUACCGGAGACUAUGGAGCACAUCGCGUUCGGUGUGGACAUGGCUACGCCGCUGCCGCCCAUACUCCAGAUGAUCAAGCGGAGCGAGACGCUGAAGGCGGUGACGGUCCACAUCUGGCACGGCGGCGAGAGCCACCCGCAGCUGAACGCGCUCAAAAUUGCCUGCGCACGCCAGGGUGUCGAGCUCAUGUCGACAACAGACGUUCGGGAGUUCCGUUCCAUUGCUCGGGAUGUCAUCCAUUCUUCCACAUCCGUCGCCGGAGUCAUCUACUGAUCGCCUCGAUCAUCGGUCCUCCCUGCCACAUGUCAAACAUCUUUGACUUCCACCUCCUGCGCCCUGAAACGCAUCACAUCAUGCCUUUACGUGCGAGUACGACCGACCUUACUCACAGCUAAUGCAUAUUGUUGUGUCAUAUGCUGUCGACCAUCGCUCGACAUGUAUCCAUCGCUUCUUUCCGACUCCAGCCACGAAAAAAAUUGACGACCAACUCAUGCCAGACUCCUUGUUCUGUGUAUAGACUCCUGUUCUUCUAUUCUGUUCACAUCUCCCGCUCGAAUCCGCAUCGCAUCGCAUUCACGUCAUCGUCAUCACAACAACGACCACCAUCUCUAGCCUACUGUCAUUGAUUAUUCAUCCACUUUCACCUCCCUCACGUCUCUUUGUUCGGCUGCAUAUAUGUCGACUGUCGCUCGUCUCUUUUCGUAAUAGGUUAAUCUGCAUCGCGGGAAUGAAGCCUGGGGAGCGUGGGUAGGGGAUCUGGAGGAAA
Molecule: messenger RNA, 1818 nt
Organism: Postia placenta MAD-698-R-SB12
Lineage: Eukaryota; Fungi; Basidiomycota; Agaricomycetes; Polyporales; Adustoporiaceae
Exons: 3
Coding region: 36-1325 (429 amino acids)
Source: RefSeq, a predicted model, not a curated record